AUGCGUUUUGAGCUAAUCAAACUCGCCAAGAUGAUUCAAUGGCUUUGGAGUUCAAUUCAAUCCAUUAGUCUUUGGAAGUUUAUUUUAGCAAUCUUUCUUGUGGUCAAUUUCAAAAAUUUGCCACUAGUGUUCCACUAUCGCAUCUUUCGCCCCAUCAUUCAGAGCUCCUUAACAAAGAAAAGAAGCCAUCACGUCUCGAUUCAUCACAAAGACAAAGACUUGCCGUUGGUCUUUCUUCCAUGUGUAACGACAACAUACACCCCACUCCUUGAGGCAGACUACAACCUCCACAAGUCGAAUAGUACAUAUUUUACGGAUGUUGAUGCAAGCCGCUCUCAUCUUCUAUCAUACCUUUGCUAUCGCGGAGUUUCUGUUGUCGAUCAAGAGCUCGUUGCGGAUGGCAGGCGGGGGAUAAUGGCUGCCAUAAUCGGAUCUGUUACCACAAGCUUCAAGAAGGAAAUUCGAAUCUUCCAGCAGUACGAAGUAUGGUCUCGGAUCCUUACAUGGGACCGAAAGUGGCUCUAUAUUGUGACACAUUUUGUCCAGAAAGGAAGCGUCAAAGAAACCGAUCUGAUCACCCACAACUUGUCUACCGGAAAGACUUCUGGAAGGUGCACCAGGGCUGGGAGCGGGAAUAGCGGGGACAAAUUGGGGCGCCCUGUUGUAUUUGCAUCUUCCGUCUCGAAGUACGUCUUCAAGAAGGGUAGGUUGACCGUGGCGCCGGAACGACUUCUGAGAGCUUCAGGUCUACUAGGCGAAAAUAAAAAGACGACAGACUUUCCCGCCCAACAUCAGGACCCUCGACCGAGAAGCACCGAAUCAAUGAGUAAGAUAAAGAAGGAUUUGGGCAAUUCCGAGAUCUGUGAGGUCAUCGAGAAAGAAAGGCUCAGGGGAAUGAAAUAUGCAAACGCGUGGGCUGAAUUAGACUCCCUACACGAGGAGCUGCUCGGAGAACGCGAGACAUGUGACUGUGUACCCACUAUUGGCCACUUUGAUGACAUUGCAGGUCACGGCAUCUCUUACCGCUAG
Molecule: messenger RNA, 1029 nt
Organism: Penicillium odoratum
Lineage: Eukaryota; Fungi; Ascomycota; Eurotiomycetes; Eurotiales; Aspergillaceae
Exons: 2
Coding region: 1-1029 (342 amino acids)
Source: RefSeq, a predicted model, not a curated record